This is a messenger RNA of Kwoniella shivajii, 561 nucleotides long. RefSeq lists its product as uncharacterized. Lineage: Eukaryota; Fungi; Basidiomycota; Tremellomycetes; Tremellales; Cryptococcaceae. The transcript is spliced from 4 exons. The record is from RefSeq and is a predicted model, not a curated record. The coding region runs from base 1 to 561 and encodes 186 amino acids. Gene Ontology annotation, molecular function: zinc ion binding; carbonate dehydratase activity.
AUGUCAAGUAUGCUUCCUAACGUCUUAUCAUCCUCGACAUCCAAUACAUCAGUAGCGGAUGAACUGAGCUCAUCGAAUGAGACAUACGUUACUAAACGUGGAGCUAAAUUGAACUUGGAGAGUAUCGGUCCUAAACCAACUAAGAAGGUAGCGUUGAUUUGCUGUAUGGAUGCAAGAAUCGACGCAUUCUCAGCAUUCGGAUUCAAAGAAGGUGAAUCCCACGUAAUUAGGAAUGGAGGCGGUAGGGCUUCAGAUAGUAUUAGAAGUUUGGUUAUCAGUCAACAACAAUUGGGUACAGAUGAAAUAAUCAUCAUGCAUCAUACGGACUGUGGAUUCUUCACGUUUACAGAGGAUAAAUUCCGCCAAACAUUGAAGUCCAAUGGAUAUCCAGGACCCGAUGUUGAUUUGAUGUCAUUCAUGCCCAUGUCGGCUGAUGACAUCGAUGAAUCAGUCAAAGAAGAUGUAGAGUACCUGAAAAAUCACGCUCUCAUCAAGAAAGAUAGUAAGAUCAGUGGAUGGGUGAAUGAUUUGAAAGAUGGUAGUGUUCGAAGAGUUGUUUAA